GUAGAGGAAGGCGAACUUCCGCUUUGAGUGGACAGCUGCAGGCUCUGGGCUCCAGGUCCACAGCUGCCUGGACAGGAGCAUCACAGGACAUCAGCUCUGGGUCUCCAGGAGGCCAUAAAGUGCAGCGAUGAAGACUCAGUGGGGCAAGGUCUCAACACUGCUGCCACUGCUGUUCCUGGGCUUUCUCCACAUAUCCUGGGCCCAGAGCAGUUGUACUGGGCCCCCAGCCAUCCCUGGCAUUCCUGGCAUCCCUGGGGUUCAUGGCUCUGAUGGUCAACCUGGGACUCAAGGGAUAAAGGGAGAAAAAGGGCUUCCAGGGCUGGCUGGAGACCAUGGUGAAUUUGGAGAGAAAGGAGACCCAGGGAUCCCAGGGAUUCCAGGCAAAGUUGGCCCAAGGGGCCCUGUUGGCCCUGUAGGUGCACCCGGGCACUCUGGACUCUUUGGUCCUAAGGGUGAUUCAGGAGACUACAGGGCCACUCAGAAAGUAGCCUUUUCUGCCCUGAGGACCUCCAACAUUCACCUGAAGCAGAAACAAUCUAUCCGCUUUGAAAACGUGAUCACCAACAUGAACAACAACUACCAGCCACAGAAUGGCAAGUUCACCUGUAGGGUGCCUGGUCUCUACUACUUUACCUACCAUGCCAGCUCCCGAGGGAACCUGUGUGUCAAUGUUGUCCGAGGCUGGGAUCGCAUGCAGAAGGUAGUUACCUUCUGUGACUAUGCCCCAAACACCUUCCAGGUCACCACAGGUGGUGUGGUCCUGAAGCUGGAGCAGGGAGAGGUCGUUUACCUGGAGGCCACGGACAAGAACUCUCUGCUGGCCAUUGAGGGGGCCAACAGCAUCUUCUCCGGGUUCCUGCUCUUCCCUGAUGUGGAUGUAUGACCUCAGCAUCAAAUCAUUCCCUGCCUCCCCUGCCAGCAAUUCUUUCUGUAUUCCUGACACCACCUCUUGGCUGGCCAAAACCCAGAGUUCUGAGGAUGUUGUGGAACAAAUGAGUAAAUAAACUCUUCAAGGCCAAAAGACAGAG
Molecule: messenger RNA, 1028 nt
Organism: Nannospalax galili (Upper Galilee mountains blind mole rat)
Lineage: Eukaryota; Metazoa; Chordata; Mammalia; Rodentia; Spalacidae
Gene: C1qb
Product: complement C1q B chain
Exons: 3
Coding region: 128-883 (251 amino acids)
Molecular function (GO): protein binding
Source: RefSeq, a predicted model, not a curated record